Nelumbo nucifera (sacred lotus) is the source of this 1280-nucleotide messenger RNA. NCBI's taxonomy places the organism in Eukaryota, Viridiplantae, Streptophyta, Magnoliopsida, Proteales, Nelumbonaceae. The record is from RefSeq and is a predicted model, not a curated record.
GAUGCCAAGCUAAGAAAAGACGUGGAUUGAAGAUGAAGAAGCCUCGUGGAGAUGGGCUUGCAAGUUGCAACCCCAAUUUAAAAUCUGUAAUUCAUAAAAUUUUAAGCCAUUAAUCCAUUAUACGAGGAGACCAGUGCCCUGUUUUAGCGGUUUUUUCUCCCUCCACGCUCCAAAACCAGGUUAGCACUUAGCACUAGCAUUGCCCUUUCUCCACACCACAGGCAGAAGCAGAACCCUAAUUGACGCUAAUUUGAUUCAAUUCAAUUUCAGUCAUUUAACACACAGACACUCGCCUAGAUAGUCCAUGUACCCAUGCGGUUUAUGCAUCCGAGGCGUCAACUCUUAGUCGCUUUUCUAUAAGGAAGACGAGAUGGGACAGGCAUUGCGUCGAGUCUCUGGACGAGCCCGGAGCUCGAUCAAGGACCCUCCGGUGGCAUCGUCGUCACACGUCAAGAACGUCGAGAGGCGGUCCCCGGUGGUCUCCUUUGAGCCGACGCAAGAUGCGAAGAACCGUGGGGAAGGUGGAGCCGGUGAUCCUAUCGAUUCCGAUAAUAUCCCAAGGAUUAAUAGAGAGAAUGUCCUUGAAGAGAGAGAUCCAGGAUAUGAUGCCAUGCUUAGUCAGAUGGUGGGUAGAAUUAGAUCAAAACCUGGAGGAAAACUUGAAAUGGGAGAGCCAUUUGUUGUGGAGAAGUAUAACCGGCCCAUGCCAAAGCUGCGGAAUACAAAGCCAGACUCUGGUCGUUACGAGGAAAGGCCAGUUCCUGUGGGGACAUUGAAUGUGGCUCAGCUCCGACAGAUCCUUCUCCUGCAUCAAGGCAAAGCUGAUGACCAUGAGGGGCCCAUGGAUGCACACCAGAUUGCUGAGAAGUUCCGAGUUGAUGUUGUGCAGGUUCAGAGGAUCUUGCAGUUUGUGUCGAUCCCUCCAGAAGACAACAGAAAAACGAAAGACAAGCUCUGAUGUUUUACCAUGUUAGCUAACCUUCCUCUGUGUUGACAGUGAUCCUCUCAGAGAGCCCCAGUGAGCCGGUGAGGAGUGUGUUUUCAACUGGUUCAGUUGCUGGUAUGUUUUUCCCCCAAAAAUGUAGCAAAAGAUGCACAGAAUUCCCUCUCGUCAGGGGAUAUGAAAGUAGUGAGCUAAGAGUUUUGAACUGCGUCUUGGACAUGUGAUCUGGGACCCAAAAACGGUAGGAAUCAUAAUCAAUAAAUGAGAUUUAUCUGUUCGAAUAGAAACUGGGUGUGUGUCACUUUAACUUCUGGUAUUAGGGUGAUCAUCAUUAUCA